This is a messenger RNA of Orycteropus afer afer, 8919 nucleotides long. Lineage: Eukaryota; Metazoa; Chordata; Mammalia; Tubulidentata; Orycteropodidae. The record is from RefSeq and is a predicted model, not a curated record.
AGUCUGUCAGACGGGGACAUCACCCAACAGCAGUUCAGGCUGUGGUUCGCAGGAAGCACAUACUGGCUUUUUGAUUCUUGCUAGUUCCCAGCUCAUAAUUUGGGAGGAUCUAACGCCAGCCCCCACCUGAAGGGGGACACAAGGACAGUGAGGAGCUGGGUGGUCCCAGCCCUGGAGCUCUGCCAGCCAGACAUGGAAAUGGAGGCAAAUGACCAUUUUAACUUUACUGGCCUUCCCCCUGCACCUGCUGCCUCAGGACUGAAACCCUCUCCUUCAGGGGAGGGCCUCUACACUAACGGGUCUCCCAUGAACUUCCCCCAGCAAGGGAAAAGUUUGAAUGGGGAUGUGAAUGUUAAUGGCUUAUCUACUGUAUCUCACACUACUACUUCAGGGAUUUUGAACUCUGCUCCCCACUCCUCCAGCACCUCACACCUCCAUCACCCCAACGUGGCCUACGACUGUCUCUGGAACUAUUCACAGUACCCAUCUGCCAAUCCGGGCAGCAACCUCAAGGACCCACCCCUCCUGUCCCAAUUCUCUGGGGGACAGUACCCACUCAACGGCAUCCUUGGAGGCAGCCGGCAAACUUCAUCCCCAAGUCACAACACUAACCUUCGGGCUGGGAGCCAAGAGUUUUGGGCCAACGGUACCCAGAGUCCCAUGGGGCUUAACUUUGACUCACAGGAACUGUAUGAUUCCUUUCCUGAUCAGAAUUUUGAAGUGAUGCCCAAUGGACCCCCUAGUUUUUUCACCUCCCCACAGUCUUCUCCUAUGUUGGGAUCCAGCAUCCAGACUUUUGCACCCUCCCAGGAAGUAGGCAGUGGUAUCCAUCCUAAUGAGACAGGAGAAAAGGAGCUGACUUCAGUGGUGGCAGAGAAUGGCACUGGCUUGGUAGGCAGCCUGGAGCUGGAAGAAGAGCAAUCAGAACUGAAGAUGUGUGGCUAUAAUGGCUCCAUCCCCUCUGUGGAAUCAUUGCACCAAGAGGUCUCAGUCCUGGUCCCUGACCCUUCAGUGAGCUGCUUGGAUGUUCCUUCACACCUUCCUGAUCAACUGGAAGAUACUCCAAUCCUCAGUGAAGAUUCUCUGGAGCCCUUCAACUCUCUGACAUCAGAGCCAGUGAGUGGAGGACUAUAUGGCAUAGAUGACACAGAGCUGAUGGGUGGAGAGGACAAACUGCCUCUGGGAGACAGCCCUGUGAUCUCUGCCCUUGAUUGCCCUUCACUCAAUAACACCACUGCCUUCAGUCUCCUGGCAGAUGAUAGUCAAACUUCAGCCUCUAUCUUUGCCAGCCCGACUUCUCCACCUGUCUUAGGGGAGUCUGUCCUGCAAGAUAACAGUUUUGAUCUGAAUAAUGGUAGUGAUACAGAACAGGAAGAAAUGGAGACUCAGGCUUCUGACUUCUCACCACCCUUGACCCAGCCAGCCCCUGACCAGCCAUCCACUAUUCACCUACAUCCAGCAACUUCACCAGCAGUAUCACCAACAGAGUCCCCAGAAAUCUCCCCGGCAGUUUCUCCAGCAGCUUCCCCGGAAAUCUCUCCAGAAGUCUCCCCAGCAGCCACCACAGAAACCUCCCCAGUCAUCUCCCCAGCAGCCUUCCCGACAGUCUCUCCAACUUCCUCAGCAGCCCUGCCAGCAGUCUUCUCAGAAGUCUCCCUGACAGCCUCCCCAUUGACCUCCCCAAGAGUUGCCUCUGCAGUUUCCCCAGCAGCUGCCUUCCCAACAGCCUCCCCAACAAAUAAGGAUGUCAGCAGCUUCCCUGAAACCACUACUGACCUGGAAAAUAUCACUGGAGAAGGAAUCACUGCUGGUAGUGGUGAUGUCCUGAGGAGACGUAUUGCUACCCCAGAAGAAGUUCGUCUUCCCCUCCAGCAUGGGUGGCGGAGAGAGGUACGCAUCAAGAAGGGCAGCCACCGAUGGCAGGGGGAGACUUGGUAUUAUGGCCCCUGUGGGAAGAGGAUGAAACAGUUUCCGGAAGUGAUCAAGUAUCUGAGCCGCAACGUAGUACACACCGUCCGCCGUGAACACUUCAGCUUCAGUCCCCGCAUGCCUGUUGGAGAUUUCUUUGAAGAGAGAGAGACACCAGAGGGCAUGCAAUGGGUACAGCUCUCAGCAGAGGAAAUCCCAUCCAGGAUUCAGGCAAUUACUGGCAAACGGGGCCGGCCUCGUAACACUGAGAAAGCCAAGACCAAGGAGGUCCCCAAAGUGAAACGGGGCCGAGGUCGGCCACCCAAGGUCAAAAUCACUGAGCUAUUGAGUAAGACAGACAACCGCCUCCUAAAGAAACUAGAGGCCCAAGAAACACUGAAUGAGGAGGAUAAAGGAAAGAUGAGUAAAAUUAAGAAGAUGAAGCGGAAGGUACAACGGGGAGAAAGUCAGACUACUAUCCAAGGGCAGGCUAGAAAGAAGCGGAAACAAGAGACCAAAAAUGUAAAGCAGAAGGAAGCUAAGAAGAAAUCUAAGGCUGAGAAGGAGAAGGUAAAAACAAAGCCGGAAAAACUGAAGGAAAAAGUCAAAAGAGAAAAGAAGGAGAAGGUCAAAUUGAAGGAAAAGGAGGAGAUAGCCAAAGCCAAGCCAGCUUGUAAAGCAGAUAAGACCCUGGCCACACAGAGGCGCUUGGAGGAACGGCAGAGGCAGCAGAUAAUCUUGGAAGAAAUGAAGAAGCCCACAGAGGAUAUGUGCUUAGCUGACCACCAGCCACUGCCUGACUUCUCACCCAUCCCUGGUCUGAUACUGCCCAGUGGGGCCUUCUCAGACUGCUUGACCAUUGUGGAGUUCCUGCAUAGUUUUGGCAAGGUGCUGGGCUUUGAUCCUGCCAAAGAUGUGCCUAGCCUGGGGGUCCUACAGGAAGGACUCCUGUGUCGAGGUGACAGCUUGGGUGAGGUGCAGGAUCUGCUGGUGCGGCUCCUGAGGGCUGCACUCUGUGAUCCUGGCUUGCCCUCCUACUGUCAGUCCCUAAAGAUCUUGGGGGAGAAGGUAUCCGAGAUCCCACUGACGAGAGACAAUGUGUCUGAGAUCCUGCGUUGCUUCCUCAUGGCAUACGGAGUGGAGCCAGCCCUCUGUGAUAGCCUGCGCACCCAGCCUUUUCAGGCCCAGCCACCCCAGCAGAAGGCUGCCGUCCUGGCCUUCCUUGUGCAUGAACUCAACGGCUCUACCCUCAUCAUCAAUGAGAUUGACAAGACCUUGGAGAAUAUGUCCAGCUACAGGAAAAAUAAAUGGAUUGUUGAAGGCCGGCUCCGGAGACUGAAAACUGCUCUGGCCAAGCGAACUGGACGACCUGAAGUAGAGGUGCAAGGGUCAGAAGAAGGCCUGGGGCGGAGGCGCAGUUCUCGGAUCAUGGAAGAGACCAGUGGAAUGGAGGAAGAGGAAGAGGAAGAGACUAUAGCAGCUGGCCAUGGCCGUAGGGGUCGAAGAGAUGGAGAGAUUGAUGUCCCAGCAUCCAGCAUCUCAGACCUAGAGCACCAGAUAGAAAAACUCAGCAAGCGUCAGCUUUUCUUUCGCAAAAAGCUGCUUCACUCAUCCCAAAUGCUUCGGGCUGUCUCCUUGGGUCAAGACCGCUAUAGACGCCGCUACUGGGUGCUGCCAUAUUUGGCUGGUAUCUUUGUGGAAGGAACAGAGGGGAGUUUAGUUCCUAAGGAUGUGAUAAAGCAGGAAACUAACUCCUUGAAGGUGGCAGCCCAUCCCGCACCUAACCCAGCCCUCUUUGUAAAGAAGGAGUUAGCUGACUCUAGUACCUCUGCUGGUUCUCCUGCCCGGGCUCGAGGCCGACCUCGAAAAAUUAAGCCUGGGUCUGUGCGACCUAGGCACCUUAAGUCCCCUGUCAUGAGUCAGGAUUCAGAACAGCCUCAGGCUCAGGCUCAGGCUCAGGCCCAGGCCCAGCCUCAGCCCCAGGCCCAGGCUCAGCCCCAGCCUCAGCCUCAGCCUCAGCUUCAGCCCCAGCCCCAGACCCAGCCCCAUAAUGGGUUCCUAGAUCCAGAAGGUUCCCCUUUGUCUCUGGGUCAGAGCCAGCAUGACCUCAGCCAGUCAGCCUUCCUUUCUUGGCUGAGCCAGACUCAGAGCCAUGGCUCUCUAUUGAGCAGCUCAGUCCUCACACCUGAUAGCAGCCCAGGAAAACUGGACCCAGCCCCAUCACAGCCCCUGGAGGAGCUGGAGCCUGAUGAAUCAGAAUCCAGCCCUGAUCCUCAGGCUCCCUGGCUUAACUUCUCAGCCCAGAUGCCCUGCAAUGCUGCCCCUACUCCACCCCCUGCAGUUUCUGAGGACCAGUCUGCUACUCCCCCUCAGGUUCCUGCCUCCUUCAAGCCAGUGAUUAGACCCAGUGCUGCCAAUUCCUGUUCUCCAUUGCAACUCAUUUCUACCCCUUUACCUGUGGUAACACCUAAGAGGCGAGCAGGGGAUCCUGGAGAAACGCCACAGAGUCCCACCGGGCUGGGACAGCCAAAACGGAGAGGCAGACCACCGAGUAAGUUCUUCAGACAGAUGGAGCAGCGUUACCUAACCCAGCUGACAGCCCAGCCUGUGCCCCCUGAGAUGCAGUCUGGCUGGUGGUGGAUCCGAGAUCCUCAGACAUUGGAUGCCACACUCAAGGCCCUGCACCCCAGAGGCAUCCGGGAGAAAGCACUUCACAAACACCUUAGCAAGCACAGGGACUUCUUGCAGGAAGUCUGUCUGCGGCCCCCAACUGACCCCAUCUUUGAGCCCAGACAGCUACCUGCCUUUCAAGAAGGGCUUAUGAAAUGGUCCCCCAAAGAGAAGACCUAUGAGACAGACUUGGCUGUUCUUCAGUGGGUCGAGGAGCUGGAGCAGCGAGUUAUCCUUUCUGAUCUGCAGAUUCGGGGCUGGACAUGUCCCAGUCCAGAUUCUACCCGUGAAGACUUGGCCUACUGUGAGCAUCUACCCAACUCCCAGGAGGAUAUCACCUGGCGAGGUCGGGGCAGGGAAGGAUUGGCACCCCAGCGUAAAACUACCAACCCUCUGGACCUGGCUGUGAUGCGGCUGGCUGCACUAGAGCAGAAUGUAGAGCGACGGUACCUGCGGGAACCCCUCUGGCCAGCCCAUGAAGUUGUGCUAGAGAAGGCCCUGCUCAGUACACCCAAUGGUGCCCCCCAGUGCACCACUACAGAGAUAUCAUAUGAGAUCACCCCUCGCAUUCGGGCCUGGCGCCAGACUCUUGAGCGAUGCUGGAGUGCAGCCCAGGUGUGCUUGUGCCUGGAUCAGCUGGAGAGGUCUAUUGCCUGGGAGAAGUCUGUCAACAAAGUGACCUGUCUAGUCUGCCGGAAGGGUGACAACGAUGAGUUUCUUCUGCUUUGUGAUGGUUGUGACCGUGGCUGCCACAUUUACUGCCAUCGACCCAAGAUGGAAGCUGUCCCAGAAGGAGACUGGUUCUGUGCUGUCUGUUUGGCACAGCAGGUAGAAGGAGAACUCACUCAGCAGCCUGGUUUCCCAAAGCGAGGCCAGAAACGGAAAAGUGGUUAUGUACUGAACUUCCCAGAGGGUGACAGCCGUCGACGCCGAGUAUUGUCAAGGGGCCGAGAAAGCCUGGCAGUGCCUCGGUAUUUGGAAGGACUGUCCCCAUCCAAACGGCGGCGACUCUCUAUGAGAAGCCACCACAGUGAUCUCACAUUUUGCGAGAUUAUCCUAAUGGAGAUGGAGUCCCAUGAUGCAGCAUGGCCUUUCCUGGAACCUGUGAACCCACGGUUGGUGAGUGGAUACCGGCGCAUCAUCAAAAACCCCAUGGAUUUUUCCACCAUGCGGGAACGGCUGCUUCGGGGAGGGUAUACGAGCUCUGAGGAAUUUGCAGCCGAUGCCCUUCUGGUCUUUGACAACUGCCAGACCUUCAAUGAAGACGACUCUGAAGUGGGCAAGGCUGGGCACAUCAUGCGUCGCUUCUUUGAGAGCCGCUGGGAGGAGUUUCAUCAGGGAAAACAGGCUAAUCUGUGAGGCGGGGGUGGGCUCAUGCUGUGGCAUCCCCCUCCCUCCAGAAAAAAGAUAGAAAACCUGCCAUUCUCACCUGCUGAUGCUGCCUGGGGUCGAGAUUCAAGAGUCAGAUAUGCUAUGAUUUUUGACCUGAUCCUUGGCAGCACCCCAUAUCCUCCUGUCCCCAUGCCUUUCUCCCUUUCCUCCUCUUGCUCCUCAGAUAAGAGGGGCAGAGAUGAGGUCCUUCUGGACUGAAAGCCAAAAAAAGAAAGAAAAAAAUACUUUUUCCUUUCUGUUUUAUUUCCUUAUUGAAAAUUGGGAGGGAAAAGCCAUCCCCCGCUUCCUCCUCCCAGCUUCCUCUCUCCUGCCCUGUAUGUGCCCCAGCAUUCUGGGGCUAUUUAACAAUAGCAAUAGUUCUAGUGAAUGUGUGAAACCGAGAAACACUCUGUACUGUGUGCGGACCCGUAGUGACGGCCAGUAAAGUGGACUUAACUCCCAAGUGUGUCGAGCCGGACACCGGGCCCUGGACAUGCUGCUUCCAUGUUCAGUCCCUCUCCUGCGUCUCGCUUUCUCUCAGUAGACCUCUCCCCCAUUAUUCAGAUUUUUCUUCAUCUAAUGUAAAAUUAUCGUGUACGGGUUCCUCCCUUUCUCUUCCUCCACAUCUUUUUUUCCCUUCAAAGGAAAAAAAUCUUCAGUGGUCCCUGUCUUUCUGUCUCCAUCUUCCUGCCAAUAGCUAUCCCCUCUAUUGAUGUCGGACGCUCCUCACGUGCUGAGUUUCCAGCCUUUUCUGAAACUCAGUAGCUGGGGAGCGGGUAGGGAGGCAUCCUAAGCCUUCCAGCCUCCUUCCCCUCUUCUUACCCAAACCUCCCUCUUGGGAACUCCUCAGGGACAACUACUGCUGAGUUUGGGUGCACCCCAAGAUGGAGGCCAGGUAGCAAUGACCAGUCUCGGAGAGAAGAGAGGUGUGUGUGUGUGUGUGUGUGUGUGUGUGUGUGAGAGAGAGAGAGAGAGAGAGAGAGAGAGAGAGAGACAGAACGAUGUGAUAGUGCCCCUGUAUUGUUUAGUGAGAUCCAUUCAGUUUUCCCAAGUAUCUCUUUUUAUUCCCAACUUUCCCAUUGUUUCCAACCAUCACUUUUUUGUCUUUGGGAAACCACAAGGAACAGUUUAUCUGGGGACAAGGCCAUGUCUCUCCUCUCUCCUGGUGGUUUCUGUUCUAGCCUCUUCAAACUGUGCAAUCUUUCAGCAGGAACUUUCUCUCUCCUCAGUAGCUUUGAGUUUUAAGCUUUUUCAGGGAGAGGGGUAGAACUGGAUCUUUUCCUAAUCCCAUGAGCUUCUGUGGAUUUAGUUGUGCUUGCUUUCCCUACUUCAUACCCCCAGGACUCCUUCCCCAGCAGCAGACACUCCGGAGCACAGGAGACUAGGGAGGGAGGGGUUCUGGGUCCACCACUGCCCUACAUGUGAUUAUGCCGGGCCCCCCCAUCAUGUGAGAGGAAAGCUGCUAACUCCCUGCUACAGCCAUGGGCUCCUGGUCCCCUGUUUUCCUGCUCAGCAGAGCCCCUCCCAUCAGAGAUUACGGGUACUUGCACUGGGGAGGUGGUUGCUGGCUGGCUGGCCCAAGCAGAGAGCUGAGGCAUCCAAGUAACGUUCCCUUGGUGAAGCGGGGGUGCCGGGUGAGGCAGAGCAUUCCUUGUACUUCUGGCAGCACUGAGUAGCCACUGAACAGGGUGGGGGCGGUAUGGGUUCUGGGGCAGCCUCUUACUCUUUUGCGUUCCUUCUCCCCCAUAGCCUAUUUCUAAAGUCGCCUUUUCUGUCAGAUAAACCUCAAAACUUUUAAUUUUAUUUGAUUUUUUUUUUUGCUUUGAAAUAAGAGGUGGAUUGAAGAAUAUUUGACUUUAUAUUAUGCAUAAAUAUUUAUAUUUUAUCUAAAUAACUGCGCUGUAACAAACUUUGUGUUAAAUAUUUGGAACUGUUAGAGAUGGGGGCUACUCCUUUUCCUCGUGGCAGUUUUCCCCUGGUAUAAAAUGUACUAAUUUUAUUAUUGGAGGUGAGGCAGAUUGGGGGAGUGAAAUCUCAUUUGUUCCUGCUUUGUAUUCCUCUCCCAGCUCCAUCUCUUUCUCUAGGGACCAGGCGCUCUUAACAUGGGGUGGGAGUCCUAGCCUCAGCUUGAAGAGGUAUGGGUUGAAGGGGGGUGUGGGAUAGGAGUAGGGCUUGAUCAAAGGGGCCAUUUCUCACUUUUCUUUCCUCAUCUUCACUGCCCCUUGAGCUAGGUGGAUUUUCUCUUCUUGAAAAUCGAGUAUUUGGUAGGGAAGGCAGGUUUAAAAAAACAAAAACAAAAACCCACCCCCUCCCCCUAUCAGUCUGGUAACAGGAAGAAACUACGUACCAUCACCACCACCAAGUUCCCAUGUUCCUUUUACAACAAAAGGGACUGACUUUUUAUAUAACCAAAUGUGGUGUUUUAGUGACUUUUUGAUAAUGUACAGUUUUUUGUGAAUUUAAAUUUAUUUCUUUCUAUAUUUUUAGGACCAAUCUCAUUUUUAAUAAGGUUAAAAAAAAGAAAAAAAAGUCUAGAGAAAACUCCUGUUUUUGCCAUGUGAUGUUCCACAAGUGCAGCUGUAGAAAAGUGCUUGUCAGUUGAAUAAAAACCACAUUUGAUAGAGAUUCAAAAGACUCUGUGUAUUUAUCUUCCCUUCAACACAGCCUCUCACACAUUCCUAAGGGGGAGAUGGAUGUUAGAAUGUUUAUGAUCAUCUAGUAUAAGAGCUGGUGGGUAGGGGAGCGUUUCUUUUUCUCCUGCUUUCCUUGGCGUGUGUGUGGCACAGGUUCGCGGUGCUCCCGCCUGCUCUGGCUGCAGUGCCGCACCAGAGUGGUAUAUGGUGUGCCUACUUCCCACCUCCUUGAAAGCCGUGGGCUUGGCUUCCUAAUCUCCCACUGGUGGUGCUACAGUAGCAGACAUGGGCCCACCACCACCAUCCCACCUCUCUCUUACGCAUGGAUAAGACACCA